GUGACCCCAACGUCAGCAUGGUGGCAUCCGGCAGGACGUGUUCCAGGAAAACCACAGCGGUGAACUUUCCUGAUAUCAUCGAGAAUUCCUACUCCCAGCAGGAAGAGACCAAACCCAAUUUCAGAGACAGCAAAUAUAGACUUCUUAUGAGCCAGGUGGCCUACUUGCGGAACUACCAGCUGAAGACAUACGAAGAUCGAAAAGAUCACGAUGAAGAACAGAUAUACAGAGACAGCAGAAAUAAACUUCUUAUGAGUCAAGUGGCCUACUACCUGGGCUGCCGGCUGAAGACGGAAGAAAAUGACCAAGAUGAGGAUGAAGAUGUUCACGUCGCAGAGGCUGAGCAAAUACAGGAGUCACGUGCCCCCAGGAAUCUGCAGGAGUCUGUGGAGGAGGAAGCCCCCCAGGAGUCCUGGGAUGAAGGUUAUUCGACUCUCUCAGUUCCUCCUGGCACAUCUGCUUUCAGUGAGCCUUACAGGAGCAACUUACACUCAUUAGAGGAGCAGCAGGUCGACUUGGCUCGUGACAUAGACAAGAUUAAAAAUGACCAAGAAGAAGAAGAAGAUCAAGGCCCACCAUGCCCCAGGCUCAGCAUGGAGCUGGUGGAAGCAGAAGAGCCUGAAGUCUUCCGGUACUCACUGGAUAUAUUGUAUUCAACGUAUACAGCUUAUCCUGAGUUUUACUACACAUGCCAGGAUUACACAUAUGCCAUUUUUUUACUUGUGGAAGGGCAUGUUCGCUUGACUUUGGACAUGGACAGUAGGUUUCUUACUAUGACGGUGAUAGGACUCCACCUGGUCUCCCGGAUAGGGGUCAUAUUCCAACACUAAGACAACAUGUCACCUGGGACUCUGCCAGUGCAGAGUAUGAACAACACCAUGUUCUUGCUGAAACACUUAGCCUGAGUUUCAUAGCCUGAGGUAAUCUCCAGACAACUUCAGAAUGUAGAGCAGUGAGCAGCACGACUGACCUGUCUCCUUCAGACAGCCCAUGUCACCACAAAUCACACAACUAAAAGGAGAAGAGACAUUUUGGGUCGAAAAAGAGUCAAAAGAUAAUGUAGCUACAUUGCUUUAGUUCUUUUGAACGCAAAGUGUCUCCUCACCUUUUCGUUGUCAUUGAUGGUGGUGACAUGGGCUUCUUUGUAGAGGACAGGUCAGCUGUCUGGCUCAAUGAUCUACACUCUGAAGCUGUCUGAAAAUGUCCUCAUGAUUAAAUUCAGCCUAAGUGUUUUUCCGGGAACACUGCAGGGUCAAUGCUACCUCACCCAUCUGCAGGCAGAGAAGGUCCCAUGUGUCUACUACCAUGAUCAUGGUACCAGGACUAUUCCACCAUUUGUCUACGACCAUGAUCGUGGCACCAGGACUGUUCCACCAUUUGUCUACCACCAUGAUCAUGGUACCAGGGCUGUUCCACCAUUUGUCUACCACCAUGAUCGUGGUAC
Cebus imitator (Panamanian white-faced capuchin) is the source of this 1444-nucleotide messenger RNA. RefSeq names its product neuroblastoma breakpoint family member 1-like. The transcript has 6 exons. Lineage: Eukaryota; Metazoa; Chordata; Mammalia; Primates; Cebidae. The coding region runs from base 18 to 830 and encodes 270 amino acids. The record is from RefSeq and is a predicted model, not a curated record.